Labrus mixtus (cuckoo wrasse) is the source of this 2067-nucleotide messenger RNA. RefSeq names its product forkhead box B2 (gene foxb2). The record is from RefSeq and is a predicted model, not a curated record. Gene Ontology annotation, biological process: regulation of transcription by RNA polymerase II; cell differentiation; anatomical structure morphogenesis. Gene Ontology annotation, molecular function: RNA polymerase II cis-regulatory region sequence-specific DNA binding; DNA-binding transcription factor activity, RNA polymerase II-specific. NCBI's taxonomy places the organism in Eukaryota, Metazoa, Chordata, Actinopteri, Labriformes, Labridae. Bases 432 to 1406 code for a protein of 324 amino acids. The transcript has a single exon.
GGAGCGUCGCACAAGAGGAGAGGAGAGGAGAGGAGCACACACACACCACACACAGACAGAGAAGCAAACUGGCCCCCUUCAAAAAACCUUCAACCCGUCGCUGAAAGACAAGAGGACCUCUCAACUUUUACGCACAGAGACUGACUUUUACGCACGAAGCAGACUGAAAAAAGUCUUAAGGGGAAAAAACUUUCUUGGGAUGCAGGAGCCCCUUAAGGAUCUCACCUGACAGCAGCGGGCCUGCAGGAUAUAUUUAUUGAUCAUUAUCAAGACGAAGUUUCCAGAUUUUUUAAACUGAUGGCUCAGAACUUUGGAGCGGAUCCGUCAGAUGCAGACUGAUGUGAAGACGAUCGACUAACGGAACAUUUGAAACGACCCUUUAAAAGGCUGUUUUAUUCUAAUCAUUCAAACUUCAAGAAAGCAAAGCAGUCAUGCCUCGUCCUGGGAAGAACUCGUACAGCGACCAGAAGCCUCCAUACUCCUACAUCUCACUGACAGCGAUGGCUAUCCAGAACUCCACCGAAAAGAUGCUUCCCCUGAGUGACAUUUACAAGUUCAUCAUGGACCGCUUCCCGUAUUACCGAGAGAACACGCAGCGGUGGCAGAACUCCCUGAGGCACAACCUCUCCUUCAACGACUGCUUCAUCAAGAUCCCCCGGCGGCCCGAUCAGCCGGGGAAGGGCAGCUUCUGGGCUCUGCACCCGGACUGCGGGGACAUGUUCGAGAACGGAAGCUUCCUCAGGAGACGGAAGCGCUUCAAGGUGCUGCGCGCGGAGCAUAUGGCCUGCAAGAGCUCCCCGAUGAUGCAUUACUUCCACCAUCACCACCACCACCACCCGGGCGGCAAGCUGGGCCCGGCAUCCGCCCACCACGACCACUCGGCCGCGCAGGCCAGCAGCAUGGGUCGGCUCCCUCACUUUCAGGGUUAUGGGGGGAUAACGUGCGCACAGCCCGGCGGGUUCAAACACCCAUUCGCGAUAGAGAACAUUAUAGGACGGGACUAUAAGGGUGUGAUGGCCAGCGGGCUCCCCCUAACCUCAGUCAUGCACCACCUUGGUUAUCCGGUGCCGCCGCAGCUCAGCAGCGUGGUCAACUCCAUGUGGCCGCACGUGGGGAUGCUGUCAGAGUCCAUGGGGGGCGUGCCAGUGCCCGUGCCCGUGCCGGCAUCCUCUGAGUACGCGCCCUUCAGCGUGUCCGCAAAGGGCCUGUACCACAACGCGAGUGGGCAAACCCUGCCCGCCGUCCCAGUGCCGAUCAAACCCACCCCGUCCCUGGGGCCCGUACCCGGCCUAACGGGGCUGCAGACCGGCCCGGCUCAGCUCUGCUCCCCGGCCUCAGUGAUGGAGAAAAGUGAUCUGCUGGAGGGGAAAGGCAACCCUCUCCACCCGGCUCUCCUGCUGUCCUAACCGGGUAAAUUUUAAGCGGGUUAUUUUUUUUGCAGAAUAACGUCAAGAACAAGGACUUUUGUAAUUGCAUAAAAAAUCAGACUGAAUGCGCACUAAAUGAGCAACAUGAUAGUUUAAUUUAACUGUAGGAGAGUUGGUUAACAUUGUACAGUGUCAUGAUUUUUUCAUUAGACUCAUGUUGAUUGAAAUCAUAAUUUAUUUGCACAAUUUGUGAGUGCAUUUACCACAUACUGUAAUGUGGCACUGAUGAAUACAAUCAAACACGCAGAGACGCUGAACCCAAAGAAAGAUUUCACAAAACGUCCGAAAUUAGUCCAAAACCCCGAACAAACAACUCCGUUUCUAUUUUUUUUGCUCUUAUUCUAUUUAUUUAAUUUGACUCUUCGGCUUAAAUCAAACAGGCCUUCGUGUUUUUAAUCAGGCCUGUUGCACUUUUUUGUGUGUGUGUAACUUUGCGGUGCAUUGAAGAUGUUAUGCUUGUAUUAAAACACUAUUUAUCUGAGGAUAUUUAUAAAGAACUUACAACUGGAUCAGCUGUGGUGAUGUUGUUAUUUCAAUACUUAUUUUGUCUUCAUAUUUAGAAGGAGUGUUUCGGAGAUCAUUUGAACUUGAGAGAUGUCACUGAACUCCUGAAUUCAUUUAAAAAAAACAAACGCAAAUU